Messenger RNA from Oryzias latipes (Japanese medaka), 1234 nucleotides. RefSeq names its product transcription factor A, mitochondrial (gene tfam). Gene Ontology annotation, biological process: regulation of transcription by RNA polymerase II. NCBI's taxonomy places the organism in Eukaryota, Metazoa, Chordata, Actinopteri, Beloniformes, Adrianichthyidae. The record is from RefSeq and is a predicted model, not a curated record.
CGGUCCCAGAAUGCACCGCGGCUGGUUUGUGGCGCCGUUAGGGACACCGUUAGAUGUCAACAGGGAGACCGAAGGCUCGGCUCAGCUUGAACGCACAGAGACCCCGCGGCCGCAGACCGAGUCCAGGCUCCACGGCCCGUCCUCUGACUCCCGGAAACCUCGGCGGACAGCAGCAUGGCUCCGCUCGGCUCCGUGCCUGCAGCCGUUAGCCUGCUAGCAGUAGCACGCUCAUUCAGCGCCUUCUCGUGCUCCAACCCCUUCCUCAGGUGCCUCACCGCCGUGAAGACCGGCCCGGGGAAAUGUCUGACGACUCAGCCCGGCGGCCCUCCGAAGAGACCUCUGAACGGAUACCUGAGAUUCGUCAUGGAGCAGAAACCAGCUGUGGUCAAGCAAAACCCAGAGAUCAAACCGGUAGACGUCAUCAGGCGGAUCGCCCAGCAGUGGAGAGUGAUGAGCCCAGAACAGAAGAAGCCCUUUCAGGACGCCAUGGUGCAGGACAUGCAGAAGUUCAAGCUGGACCUCCAGGAGUACCGGUCCCAGCUGACUCCCGCACAGCUCCAGCAGCAGGCCGCGGAGAAGAAGCAGAGGAUGUCCAAGAGGAAAGCCAUCCGAAAGAAGAGGGAGCUGACCAGCUUGGGAAAGCCCAAACGGCCUCGCUCCGCCUUCAACAUCUUCAUGUCGGAGCACUUUGAGGAGGCCAGAGGGAGCACCACCCAGGCAAGAAUGAAGUCUCUGUUGGACGACUGGAGGAACCUGCUCAGUCACCAGAAACAGGUUUACAUACAGCUCGCCGAAGACGACAAGGUCCGCUACAAGAACGAGAUGAAGUCGUGGGAAGACCACAUGCUGGAGAUCGGACGAGAAGACCUCCUCCGGGAACAGACGCUGUCUUCGCAGAGAAGACCUGCCGCCAGGACGGCAGCGGCCAAGAAGAAAACCAAGACGACGAAGGCCAAAGCGGCCAAGAAGACCACGAAGGCCAAAGCGGCCAAGAAGAUGUCAGCAGCACCAAAGUCGAAAGCAGUGGGCGGAGCGGCGAAAAGCAGCUCUGCAAAAACUGUCCGAAAAGGGUCCGCCAAGAAAGUGUGAAGCUGUUGAGGAUCGUCAGAGGAUUCCCAGCUGUCCUCCUCUUUUUCUUUCUUCUCUUCUGUUGUCAUUUGUAUCCGUCCUGCAGGACACAGCUAUGUAGUCAACAGCUUCAGAGUUCAUAAUAAAGUUUCUCCUUUUGUCUAAA